Linum trigynum is the source of this 2825-nucleotide messenger RNA. Lineage: Eukaryota; Viridiplantae; Streptophyta; Magnoliopsida; Malpighiales; Linaceae. The record is from the annotation of a GenBank genome assembly.
CGAAAAAAUAAAGAGCCAUGACGCCUCCGUCUCCUUUCUUCCCCCAGGCGAGGCCUUCGUCUUCCCCCAAGUGCUCACCCACUUCUAGAGGAACGUCGGCAAGGGACCUGCCUUCGUCAUCGUCGCGCUCAAUAGCGAGAACCCUGGGACCCAGCCGCUGCUAACCGUGGUUCUCGGCUCCAACCCCAAAAUCCCCGUCAAAGUUGUGGCCAAGGCCCUUCAAGCCGAUAACAAUGUCAUCACUUAGCUCCAGUCCAAGUUCAAAUGAUCAUAAUACCAUGUGCUUAAAAAAUGGGGGUCACCGGGAAUCGAACACAAGACCUCUCGGUCACAGAAGGCGCUGAUGCCAUGUCAAGAACCAGUUGAUCCCAAUAACUCGAGUUGUUGGGAGAGGUUCAAUUGUGGAUCAUAUACCACAACACUAACACGUCCCCUCAAACGAAAGCCGACUCAUGGGCUUGAAGUUUGCACAGGCCCGCCAUACCAUGUGCUUGAAGACAACUGUUAAUAUUGGGGGGUCGUGGAGAUUCGAACACACGACCAAUUGGUAAAAUCAGCUCUGAUACCAUGUCAUAAACCAGUUGGUCCCAAUAAUUAGGAGGAAAUUAAAGGACAAGGUUUUGAGUAGUAUGGUUUCAGAAAGAAAAAUGAAACAAGAUUGGAAGAGGUUGUGUGAAUUAAACUGAAAAGUUGGUUGAGUGGAGUUUUUUUUAUGAUUCCAUAUAUUAUGUAGUGCACAAUAUUACAUUAUAUAUUAAGCGAAGUCGUUUCAGCAGGAGCUCAUCGAGCCGGUUUUUCGCCCAAUGCUGGAGACUGGAGUGGCUCCGCGAGACCGGCUCGUACCUGAUGGUGAAUGCUUACCCAUUCUUCGCUUACGAAGCAAACUUCGACGUCAUCUAGCUGGAAUACAUACGCUCUAUUCCGGGAGAAUCCCGGCAUCGUCGAAGCCGGCAGCGGGUUGAGGUACUUCAGCUUCUUCGAUUCCCAGAUCGACACCGUGUUUGCGGCAAUGUCGGCGCUAAAGCUUGACGACAUCGAGAUGGUGGUUUCGGAGACGAGAUGGCCGUCGAAGGGCGACCGGAGCGAGAUCGGCGCCAGCGUGGCGAACGCGGCUGCGUACAACGACAAUCUCGUCCGUCGGAUCUUGACUAUUGGAGAAUAAAUCAAUCAUAUUAUUUAUUUUUUUAAAUUUUAUUAAUUAGGUAAUAUGAUAAAGUCAUAUACAUAAAGUAAGUGGAAUAAUGAGGUGGACAAAUAAUUUUUUUUUAAUAUCCACGUCCUCUAGUUAACGGUCAAAAUUUAUAGUUGACUGCCAUAUAGGACAAAUUUAACAGACUGUAACGGUCGGUGACUAACGGUGAAAUGAUUCGUAAAGUUAGUGGUAAAUAAGAAAGAAAAGUAAUUAAGAUGGCAAACAUGAAAGAUUUGUAUAAUUCGAGUGACCAAACUUGUAAUUUAGCCUAGUGAAAGUUGAUAUUUAUUAGUUUUGAGGGUUGACACGAGAAAGCGACUUUAAGCUAGGGAUGGCAAUGAGUCGGGUUGGGUGGGGUUUUGCCAAAUCCAAAUCCAAACUCAUGUGUUUAUCCGUGAAAAAAACCCGGGGUAAAACCCACUGGGUUUGAAAAACUCAAACCCAACCCAACCUGCUGGGUAUCCGCGGGUUCAUGGGUACCCACGGGUUUUUGUCGUAAAAAAUUUACAAUAACAAGUUCCUAUCAAAAUUAAAGUCAAAUAUCAAUCUCUCAAUACAAAAUAUCCAUAUAUAAAACACCAUUCUAGAAAAUUCAAGCAAAUUACAAAUUAACUAUACAAAUUAAUCAACACCAAUCUAGAAAACUCAAGAAAAUUGAAGCAAAUCACAAAUUAUCUACAAAUAACAUGAUUAAUUGAAAGCUUCUUCCUUUCAAUUAAGUUUCUUCACUCUCUACUAGAUAACAUCAACUUCAUUCUACACAAUUAAAAAGAAAAAAUUAGACAUGUCUCGACAAACAUAAAUAAGAUUAGUUGUUUCGAAUAUUAAAUAUACCGAGAAAAUUAAUUAUAUGGGUGUGGGCGGGUACUCAUGGUCGGGUUUACCUAAACCCAAACCCAACCCAACCCGAUGAAUAGUGAACGAGUUUAAACCCAAACCCGACCCAAAACCCGUCAACACGGAUUUUACCCGCGUUGACCGGGUUGGAUCGGGUGAGUACCCAUGGGUUCGGAUUUUGUUGCCAUCCCUACUUUAAGCCAUUAUAUGGCCCACCUGCCUAUCUAGUCAAGAGUCAAUGUUCAACCAAAACUUCUCUCAACUUAGCGCAUUUUGGUCAGACCAGUUCCACACUUUUAAAUUUAACGUGUGUGGUAAAAUUAUUUAAGAAGCUUCAUGUUAAGGAAAAUAGUUCUUAGGAUGUUACUAGUAUUUCCAUCAACAUAUUACGAUGCAUUUGAGUAUUUACGCGUUGGCAGAAACAUAUUGUAUUUCAUUCCUUGAAUUUAGCAUUUCUCUCAAUAUUUUUGAUAUCAUGACAUUUCUUCUUGUCCAACACCUUAUCCAUUUAUGUUUGAAGUUUAACUAGCAAGUCGAAGUUGAACCCUAUCCCCGUUGGGAGCAAAACCCAAUUAUCGAAUACUCUGGACAUAGUUUCGAUCUCUUUCUGAGUUAAAAUGCUCCAAAAUAAGAACCAUAUUAAGCAAUAAUAUAAUAAUCCAAUAAAGGAACGAAAUAAAAAUCGACGCACAGACCCCGCUCAUCGGCCGUGGCGGAUCCAGGGCUGGGCCAGCCCCGGCCCAGCCCUCUUUCGGAUCCAGAGUUAGUUUAGUGCUUAUAAAAUUUUUUGAUUUAG